AUGGCGGACCAGGAGGAGUUGGACCGCCUGGAGCAACUCAGACUGUAUGAUCCGAAUGCUGGCCAGGGCCUCGCGGGCGAUCAAUCGUCUCACGAAGAGGCGUAUCUCCAAAAUGACCCAGCGGAUGGCCAGUACCCUGCAGAACCAGAUUCCUUGCAUGAACACCAUACCUACGGCACGCCGCCGGCCUACAACUUCGGAGACGCGGAAAACUGGGUCGAGCAGAAUGUUUCUGGCCUCGAUCGCGUCGCCGAAAGCCAGAGCCUGAACGACUCUCCUGCGCCUUUCCCAGGCUUCCCGUCUCAACAGCAUAGUUCGGGAGCAGGUCAGAGCUACGGUUCGUCGAACACCAACCAGACAGAAUCCGCUCAAGGUAUGGCGCCCGAGGCUGAUAUGGACGCGGGCUUUGACUGGGACAACAUCACACAACUCAGCCAGUCUAGCCUCUACGGGGGCUUGGCUCCGAUGGCUCAAAUGAGAUACGAAUCCAACCCGUUUCCUCCAGAGCAACAAUCCUCCGGCAGCUAUCAACCCCAACCUGCAGAAAACGCCUUCUUCGCUCAAGACCCGAGCAAUAUCUCGCACUCGAACCAACUGAUACUGGACCCUGCGCUCGGUGGUGAGAACCCCUCUCAGAAUGACGAGGCUGGUUCAUCUGGGAUUGUGACUCCAAUUGCCCAAAGGGGUGGUGGAAACAACAUGUUCUCUACACAGCAGCAACCUUUCGGCAGCCAUCAACAUCAGCGCCCGCUCAUUUUCUACUCAUUGUCUCAACGCUUUGGUGGCAAUCCAGUCUCUAAUCCAGAGCUUCAGAAUUCUCCUCAGAACCCUCCUCAGAAUGUCCGGAUCAUUGAUCCUCAUGGCAAUACAGGAUUCGGUAACCCGCAGCAUUAUGACCAGCAUCACCCAGGUCCAGUACCGCACCUUGGCUACGCGCAGAUGCCAGGCGACCCCCCAGCUGCACAGAACAAUCAUUUUCCUGGCCAACCCAUCGGCGAGAGAGCUGUCAAGUCUCCUCCUGCCGCCGUACCCCAUCAGCUUCAGAAUCCCCAGCCAGCUCGCUCGGCUCCUCGUGCCAAAGCUCGAGCGCGUCGCAGACGCCAAGAGGCACCCAGCGCCGAGCAAGCCGGCUCACCGCCUCGACCCCAGAAUGAUCAAGACCUGUUCGUCGUUCAUUAUCAAACUGACCAUGACCGCACGAUCGCCAACCAUCUCAGCCGAGUAGCUGACGUUCAGAGCCUGCUCGGAGCCCAUGCCCAGCCCGGAAAAGACAUCAACAUGCUGGCAAUUUUCUCAACGCCCGAAAAGCUCCUGGAUGUUAUCAUCGAUGCUUUCGUGAUGGAGAACAUUCAGAUGCCAACUCAAGGCUCAGUGCCGUCACAGUUUGUUCUCCAUGCAAACCGCCGCGAGGGUGCUAUCCUGGAUGAGCGAGCUGUUCACAAGCCGCGGGAUGCCUUUCCGAUUAUAUAUCACAACGCAAGAAAGCUUGGGUUUGCACAGGUCGUCGAGCAGGGCGGCGUCUCUUUCAGGAUUGCAACGAUGUGCUCUGGCACAGACGGUCCAAUCUUGGCUCUGCGCGAAUUGGCCGAAGCGGCCACUGGCGAUGGGCACCCGGGUGCUCUUAAGUACGACCAUGUCUUCAGUGUCGAGAUCGAUCCCGUGAAGCAGGGAUGGAUUGCAAGAAAUGUUCACCCCUCCGGACAUAUCUUUCGAAACGUCGCCGAUCUCGGAAAGCCUGGCGCAUAUGAAGCUAUGUCGAUAACCGGUGCCAUGGAAAAGAUCCCGAAGGAAGUCGACAUCCUGAUCGCCGGCAGUUCCUGCGUAGACUUUUCAAGUCUUAACAUUCGGCGUGAGGACAGGAAGAAGGCAUCUGGUCUCCAGAAGCUCUUCGACCAAUUCCAGAAAAGAGGCGUCAGCGAUGUUCUCAGACAAGACGAUCCUAUCGCUGAAGAAGUUGUCGAGGGCCUCGAGGCGCUAUUUGACAAGAUUGAAGAGGAAAAAGGAGAGUCGACUAAGACGUUCCUGUCGAUCCUGCUCUACGCCCUCCAGCACCGUCCCAAGAUUCUUAUUCUAGAGAACGUCACCAAGGCCCCUUGGGACCAGUUCAAGGGGUUCUGGCUUCCCGCCAUCGGAUACAGUGCCGCCGUGGCCCAAGUGGACUCCAAGAGUUUCCUCGUGCCGCAAACGAGACAGCGAAAGUACCUGAUGGCCGUCGACGCCAGACGAUACGGACAGAACGCCUCGGAUAUUGUCGAGUCAUGGGCCGAGCUCAUGAAACCGUCGCAUUGGUUCAAGAACCCGCCGGACCUGGAAGGGUUCCUGCUCCCGCCGUCCGAUAAGCGCACGCUGAACAGCAGGUUCCAGCUGGAGAGGACUAUGCUUUCCAAGCCCAAGAAGGACGUCGAAGCCGUCGUGUGCCAGAACGAUCACCGCCUUGCGCGGCGGAAGGAGGGGCUCGGCAACGGCCAGCCUUACACGCGACUCGACGAUCGUGGUAACGUACAGCCUCGCGAAGAGUCGUGGGGUAACUUCAUUCGCUCGACUACGGGACGGAUGCAGGACCUCCUGGACAUCAGUUCUCUGAGGGCCUCCGAGAAGAAUUUCGACUUUACCUACAAGCUAGUCAUACUCGACCUGGGACAGAACGUGGACCGUCAGAGCAUCAAAAUCGGUACCAUCCCUUGCAUCAUCCCAACCAACGAAUCCUUCUCGACGUACCACGGUCGUCCCAUCUUGGGGAUCGAGUGCCUUGCCCUUCAAGGCAUCCCGAUCGAUCGGGUGUCCAUCUCGGUGGAGAAGGAGGCCCAGCUGAAGGACCUGGCCGGCAAUGCGAUGACGACGACGGUGGCGGGGGCGGCAAUCCUGUGCGCCAUCGCCUGCGAGAGGAAGUACGUCCUCGAGGCCCUCGAGUCGUCGUCGGUGUACAUUGCCGGCCUCCCCACGGCAGCCCCAAUCGCUGGCCCUGCCUCCUUCCUUUUCGGCCUGCGUCACGUGGCCGAGGAGGCGGGCGGCACUGUGGCCACUGUGGGCUCAGCGGGUUCUGCGGGCUCUGCGCACCUUCUUCCUCCUGCCACCUCAUCUUUCGUCUCGCCUCCCGUCGACAAUCCCAUCGAUAAUCCCGUCAACGAGGCAAAGAUGAGUUGGCAGGACGUCGAGCCCGAGGCCAUCCCGGGCGCGCAGGCCGUGGGAUCUUUCACGGACCUUUAUCGCAAGGGUCGUCGCAACUGUCUCUGCGACGACUUUCGCAAGCACCAGCACACCGGAACCCACUGGCGCUGCGACGAUUGCGACGAGGUCCGCUGCGAGUCCUGCGCCGGCAACCCCGAUCACAACUUUGACAAGGAUCGCCCCGUCGACGUCACCUGCGCAAUCGACAAGAGCGCCGCUUACGAGCUUGCGGCUGCCGCCCUCCCAGGUCAUCUGGUUGUUGAUUGGUUUGAUCCCAACAUCGAUGUCCUCGACGGCCUUAGCGACGAAAUCUUCGGUCGGCACCGCGCUGCUCUGCAAGUUGCCAUCAGAGCCUGUUGCAGCUCCAAGAACUACUACCAGACCAGCCUCAAGUUCAGAGACGAUCUCACCGUGACUUACGAGUCCGAGUUUUCCUACAUCACCGUGGUUGUCACCGAGAAGGGCCUCACUUGGAACGUUCACCUGAGACAAACCUACCUCGACAUUGGCCAUCUCUCCAUGGACCCCAACGAGGCGACCAAGAACGCAGCUCUCCUGCUCAACUCGCUGGGAUACGACGUCAGCAAGCCUCUCCUGAGGGCCGUCAUUUCGGACCCCGACGUCAGUUUUCUGCCUACGAUGAACAACUAGGAGUUGUAC
This is a messenger RNA of Colletotrichum destructivum, 3828 nucleotides long. Its product is annotated as Putative C-5 cytosine methyltransferase. The record is from RefSeq and is a predicted model, not a curated record. NCBI's taxonomy places the organism in Eukaryota, Fungi, Ascomycota, Sordariomycetes, Glomerellales, Glomerellaceae. The coding region runs from base 1 to 3819 and encodes 1272 amino acids. Gene Ontology annotation, molecular function: methyltransferase activity. The transcript is spliced from 2 exons.